This is a messenger RNA of Osmerus eperlanus (European smelt), 2126 nucleotides long. It is a transcript of the gene blk, whose product is annotated as BLK proto-oncogene, Src family tyrosine kinase. The record is from RefSeq and is a predicted model, not a curated record. NCBI's taxonomy places the organism in Eukaryota, Metazoa, Chordata, Actinopteri, Osmeriformes, Osmeridae. Gene Ontology annotation, cellular component: extrinsic component of cytoplasmic side of plasma membrane. Gene Ontology annotation, biological process: protein phosphorylation; cell differentiation; innate immune response. The transcript is spliced from 14 exons. Gene Ontology annotation, molecular function: ATP binding; non-membrane spanning protein tyrosine kinase activity; signaling receptor binding. Bases 309 to 1781 code for a protein of 490 amino acids.
GUAAAUGUGAGUUGUGUGUUUCAGUGUGUGAGUGAGAGAGCAAGAGUGAGGGAGAUAGAGAAAAGCUUUGAAUGAGGAAACUGCAGACACUUUAUUCUGGAUUACAUUUGAUGACAGAAGUCAAAGCCAAGUUCAAGAUUCCUGUAGAGGUGACGUAUGCACGUUGCAUGUGAUUGAUACAGUAGUAUCUCAGUUCAUUUACAGCACAGGGCAUGAUCUCACUGAGGCCUAUGUGGAACUGCCCAGCUCCUCAUAGUUGGCAAAGUGGAGACUGACAUCUGUAUUUCCAGUGUCAGAUAGAGCGCAGGAUGGGUUGCGCGUGUAGUGGUGAGACAAAGGGGACAGAAAACAGAUAUGAGACAGGGAAAAACAACGGUCAAUCAUCUCACUCUUCUAACUAUACGGGAUCCAAUGGAAAACCCAGCUCAAAUAAUGUAGAAGAAGACAUUGUCAUUGCUCAGCAUGACUUCAAACCAAACAAUGACAGCGAUCUCUCUUUCAAAAAGGGAGAUAGGCUUAAGGUCCUGCAAGAAAAUGGUGAGUGGUGGCUUGCGAGAUCCCUCUUGACUAGAGAGGAGGGCUACAUCCCAUGCACAUAUGUAGCACGCGCUGACACUCUGGAGGUGGAAAAAUGGUUUUUCAAAAACUUAAGCAGGAGGGAGACCGAGCGCCUGCUCUUGGCUCCAGGAAACAAAGCUGGAUCUUUUUUAGUCAGAGAGAGUGAGACGUCUAAAGGGGCUUUCUCCUUGUCCAUCAGAGAUGCUGGGCCUGAACAAGGCGACAUGGUCAAGCACUAUAAGAUACGUUCGAUGGACAAUGGUGGCUUCUAUAUCUCCCCUUCCACCACUUUCCCCACACUGCAGGAGCUGGUGAACUACUACAGGCGUAUAACGGAUGGGUUGUGCCAGCGGUUGAACAGCCCCUGCAAGCCCAAGGCCCUUCAGACACCAUGGGCACAAGAUGAGUGGGAGAUACCCCGCGAGACACUGAAGAUGUUGACGAAACUGGGAGCCGGGCAGUUUGGAGAAGUGUGGAUGGGAUACUAUAAGGACACUCAGAAGGUGGCCAUUAAGACGCUGAAGGAGGGCACCAUGGAGCCGGAAGCCUUUCUCCAGGAGGCCAACCUGAUGAAGAAGCUGCAGCACGACAGGCUGGUGCGCCUGCACGCCGUGGUUACCAUGGAGCCCAUCCUCAUCGUCACCGAGUUCAUGAUCAACGGAAGUCUAUUGGACUUUCUGAAAACAGAUGAGGGGAAGAAACUGAAGAUGACAAAGCUGAUAGACAUGUCGGCACAGAUAGCUGAAGGCAUGGCCUACAUUGAGAAGAAGAAUUACAUACACAGAGACCUGCGUGCUGCCAACAUCCUGGUCAACGAGACUCUGCACUGCAAGAUAGCCGACUUUGGCCUGGCCAGGAUCAUAGAGACUGAAUACAUUGCACAGGAAGGUGCCAAGUUCCCCAUUAAAUGGACAGCUCCAGAGGCUAUCAACUUUGGAACCUUCACCAUCAAAUCUGAUAUCUGGUCUUUUGGCAUCCUCCUCACAGAGAUCGUCACGUAUGGAAGGAUUCCCUAUCCAGGUAUGACUAACCCUGAGGUGAUCAGAAACUUGGACAAACAGUACAGGAUGCCUUGCCCUGACAGCUGUCCUGCGGAGCUCUAUGACCUCAUGAUGAUCUGCUGGAAGGAGAAACCAGAAAAUAGGCCUACAUUCGAGCACCUGCAGAACACCCUAAAUGACUUCUUUGUUGCCACUGAGGGCCAGUACGAGAUGCAGCCAUAAAGAAAUGAACUAAAGAACCGCAACAGUUAGGGGGAGUGGAGUGGAGGAGGGGAGCCUCUUAUUGAGUUUAGUCAUUGGACUAUGUCAAGAAUAUGCUUCAAAGUAUAAGGAGGAUUGGAUGCCUGGCUGACUGCUGUAUGUUUUUUCACAAACCCAGAAGUUAACGGGCUGACAGUGAGAUAUACUCUAAAUGGCUGUAUGGACAUAAAAACAUAAUUCUGAGACAACAAGCUGUAAUUCCUCACAGACUGAGACUUCACAAAGAAUGGCACUUUUUGCUUGAAUACUUUUAAUCAGCUGCCCUAAAGCUUUUUAUAAAUAAAGAUGUUUAUUGUUUUUAACUUA